Messenger RNA from Cryptosporidium muris RN66, 1650 nucleotides. RefSeq lists its product as uncharacterized. The transcript has 6 exons. Gene Ontology annotation, molecular function: protein binding. NCBI's taxonomy places the organism in Eukaryota, Apicomplexa, Conoidasida, Eucoccidiorida, Cryptosporidiidae. The coding region runs from base 1 to 1650 and encodes 549 amino acids. The record is from RefSeq and is a predicted model, not a curated record.
AUGAAUAGAAAGAAGAGAGAGAGAAUUCAAUAUGAAAAAAGUAGUGAAAUCUCUAUACAAGUAGCAAGGAGAUUACUGCAACUUAAGUACCAUGGUGAAUCAAGAUAUCCAAGUUAUCAUAUACCACCUUCAAUAUCCCAGAAAUUGGAAUUUAAGAGACUAAUGCUAAGUAGUAUCAUAAAUAUGAUUAAUGAUGUUCCCCAAGAGAUACGUGGUCACUGCAAAUUUAGUAAACCUUCUAAAAUUACUGAAAUAGUAUUCAGUAGAGAUAUAUUCUUCAUCUUAAAUGACUCUGGACUUGGAGCGGCUUACUGCCGAUACAAUAAUAACUUACUUUGUGUAUUAAAUAGAUCCCCUUCUGAAAUAAUAAGGUCGUUAUUCUACAACAAGCUCAAUGAUACUUUGGUAAUUGCGUAUCAUCACGAUCCAACUACUUUAAACUGUGCUAUAAUUAAUAUUCGAGACAUUAAGGAGAAAAAGAGUUUAAUUAAUUCUGAUUGUGAAGAUUUUCAGCAAGUUAAAGUGGGAAGCCCAGGAUUUAUAGAAUUUGAUGAUGGAAAUGAAAGAAUCGUUGUAGCAGAUCCACACAAUGACGAUUUCAUAUUUUGGGAUAUGAGAAACUAUAAGAAAUUGUAUGAAAUCAGCAAACAAGAAUUUUUGGAAAUGAGGAUAUCAGAUGGAACAGUUGUAUUCUUUCGUCAGCCAACACACUCAACUAUUGAAGCACAUCUAUGUGGUAUAAUGGAUGGAAGACAUUUGGGAAAGACUAUUAUUAAACUGAGAUCAUCUCUUGAUAUUCAAUUUUUGGAGCUACAUCGUGAAUAUCUACUUAUAAAGCAAGAAAACUCAUCUAUCAGGGUUUGGGACUUAUUAUCACACAUAUGCAGAAAAGUACCCAAAACUAGGGAUUUUCAUCCAAAAGCAUUUAUAUUUUAUGAUCAAGUAGUAGAUAGUACUACUAGUACGUACUUCUUAACAGUAUCCUGCGAUGAAAUUGAUGUAUGGCUUUGCAGUAACUCAGGCUAUAUAGAGAAAAAAUUUAGUAUUAGCUUGCCAGGAAUAAAGACAGCUGACUGUGUUAAUGUAUGUUACAAGAAAGGAAUAAUCAUGGCAUAUAGUAGUGGUUUAUUUUUAGAAGAUACAGAUGGAAUGAAUGAAUACGAACAUGAUGAAUAUACAGAGAGAACGAUUUGUAGGACACCUCAAUUUAUCCAAGCUUCAAAGUACUUCGAAUAUAUUAAUAAAAAGGUAAUAAAACCUCCAGAACUAAAUGUUGGUGAAUGGCCUAAUGAAAUUCCAAAUAUGAAUAGUCCCUCAGGUAUAUACUCCUUACUGAGUCCUGAACUUAAUGAUGGAUUGAGUGCGCCUAUUUAUCCCGAGCUGAACUCUCUUAGCUCUGCAAAUUCAUUAAGAAAAGCAAUUUAUAUACACUCACUAAUAGAUGGUCAUCGGAUCGGACUGGUAUAUUGUGAUAUUUGUGAUCAAUCAGAGGAUAUUGUGAUAUUACACUAUGAUAGUGACGGUAUGGAGAUUGCAUGUGGCACAAAUAAUGGGUUAUUUAGACGAUACAAACAUAACUUUAAAGAAGGGUUCAUUCAUGGAGAUCUUACAAUAGAGAACAAGGAAAUUCAUAAUCACCUUGCUAAUUAA